UGACCACCUUCCACACUGCUGGCCACUCAACCAUGAGACCUCAUUCCUGCCUGUCUGUCCUCUUCCUCUUUGUAAUGAUAAUGCCGAAAGGAGAGGCUGGUUUUCUCCCAGGGGAAAAGCAGUGCAUUUUUCUGAAAGGGAUAUGCAAAGACAUAGCAUGUACAUCCACGGAUGACACCAUCGGCGAAUGUAACGACGAGAAGAAGUGCUGUAGGAGAUGGUGGGUGCUUGAGCCCUACCCAACACCCAUUCCCAAAGCGAAGUCUCCUUAGACUGGAGACAACUGCAAGUCCUUCCAACUCCGGCAAGCAUGGACAAGCUUUGCAGACUUCUGCUUAACCACACUCACCUUCUCUCUUGUCUGCAAAU
Peromyscus eremicus (cactus mouse) is the source of this 369-nucleotide messenger RNA. It is a transcript of the gene Defb130b, whose product is annotated as defensin beta 130B. Gene Ontology annotation, molecular function: chemoattractant activity; CCR6 chemokine receptor binding. The coding region runs from base 33 to 272 and encodes 79 amino acids. The transcript is spliced from 2 exons. The record is from RefSeq and is a predicted model, not a curated record. Gene Ontology annotation, biological process: defense response to bacterium; cell chemotaxis. NCBI's taxonomy places the organism in Eukaryota, Metazoa, Chordata, Mammalia, Rodentia, Cricetidae.